UCCAGGCCAUGCAAUGCUAGUAUUGCAUUUUCAAUUAGCUUCUGAGUGAAUGCUUGGCAUAUGUAGAAGUGAACUGGUACACAAUUAGCUUAUUGUUCCUUUCAGCUUUGUGCUGAGAGGAUCUGAAGGACUGCAGAAGAGAGGGGAGAGGGGAGGGAAAAAAAAAAAAAAGUAAAUAGCCAAGCUGUCGGCAUCUCCGUGGAUGUGGAAUAAGGGAGUUGCUCGGCUCACGCAGAUUCCUGUGCUAAGUCGGGACUUACAGCUGUUACUGAGGAGCACCCAGCCUGGCUGUGGGGAGGGUACCCGGGGAGCGGCGCAGACCGAGUCCAGCUCCAGGCUCUUCUCUCGCCUGACUCACCUCAGCAUCACGAUGGAGCCCAACAGCCCUAAAAAAAUACAAUUUGCUGUGCCGCUGUUUCAGAGUCAAAUAGAUCCCGAGGCAGCUGAGCAGAUCAGGAAAAGAAGGCCUACACCAGCAUCCCUCGUCAUCAUGAAUGAACACGUGCCCCCAGAAAAAGAUGAGAAGAGAACAAACAUCUCACAGGCAGAGUCCCAGAGUGCCUCUCCCAAGCAGAGGAAGCAGAGCGUCUUCACCCCGCCUGCCCUCAAAGGGAUUAAGCAUCUGAAGAGUCAGAGUGAUUCAGCGUUUCCAGAGGAAGAAGAGGGAGUUAGUGAAAGGGAAGAGGAGUGGGGCCAUUAAAGAGCUUGGCACUGCCUCGGGUCCCGUCACGGAGAGUAACCGAACUGCGCGGCCAUGCGUGCGUCCCACCACCGGCCACUGCUUGUGUCCCCGCACCGCAGCGCUCGGCGCGCCGGCGGCGCCGGGGAUCCCUGGGGACCGCCCUCGGCUGGGUUUUACAGCCGCCUGCAAAUGUGUUCUGUGAUCCGUAUACCCGAAGACAAACCAGUUAUUUUAAAGUCUUUUUUUUUUUCUUUUCAUUUUCUAUGACUUAGAAAUGUAAUUUGCAAAUGUGCUAGCGACCUGACGUCAGUACUGCCAGAGCUUAACUACUGCGUGAGCUGUACUCUGAGACCUGUUGUAAAUAAAACUGAUUUGAAAGCUACAAAAUAAAUAAUAUGUUCAUUUAGACAAGAUUGUAUGGUGUACAAUGGAUUUGUUUAGCGUGCAGAGAAAUGUUCAUAUAAAAUAAUCCUUUCCAUUAAGGGCAGCUCUUACCAGUGUUGUUUGAGUUAUUUACAUUAAUGUAGAUAGAUACAAACAAAGCAGAGAGGACUCUUGGUCUAGUGAAGAAGGGUGCAAAGACAUUCUUCCCUCUGUUCCCUGGAUACGCAACACUUAAAGUAGCACUUGUCUCGCUUUUGGUCUGAGGCUGCCCAGUCACAUCAGCCAAAAAAAUUUCUCUUUUGAUUUGGGAAUCAGAGGAAACACCCCGUGAGGGGGGUCCCACACACCAGCUGAGCCACGGAAAAUGCUGAUACUCACCUUUGUCGCCUGCAGCCAGUCCAGGCACGGCCUCCUCUGAGAAAGAGGGACAGACUACCCUGCCUUUGUCACAGUUUCAGCUGGUAAAUGGCAGUAUAUCAAGCUGCAGUGAUUUAUGUUCUGUCUGAGACCUAGGGUUUUUGGUUCAAGUUUGGCAUGGUUCGCAGUAACAUUGUCAUUUGUCAGACCAUGCAAACUCUGGGCCGUAAAAUGAAAUAAAGUGGAGAAGGAAAACCAUGUUUCUUCAAAGUCAUGCUUGACAGAUCAGUUCCUUUUUUAUCAAUGGCCAAUUUUUAGAGCAAUUCACUGUCUUUUUGUAUUAACUGUUUGCCUUUGAUAUGAAGUUUUAGCCUCUGCUUAGCUUUCCAAUGCUUAAAGUCUCUUUUAAAGGACUGAGAUAGGGGAAAAAAAAAAGAAAAAAAAAAGAGAGGAAGUGUAUAAAAACACACAGAGCCUUUUGUCUAUGCCUUGCGUGGUGGUUUCACUCUCAAUCUGAGCUCUUCCAUGAAGACCUGCUGGGAACAGGAUCUGUCAACAAGAGUUUCUUUAUAUUCGGGAGCCCUCUUUUUGCCCUCCAUCCGUAUGUCUGUCCUCUUUGUUGCCGUUUUCUGUAGAAACACUGCAAACAGGAUCUGUGACUCCAGCUCAGCAUGGGUGUGCAAGACGGACUAAAAGAAGAACUCUUCAGUUGUACAGAACCAGCUACGGAACUCAGGGGACUGAGGGCUUUUUAUAUCACAAACAACAAAAAGAAGGAAGUGACCCUUCAGAAAACAUUUGAAUAGACCAAAAUUAAGACUGGAACAGUAGCAAGAAGAGCUGGGCUCUAGCCCCAGCUUUGCUCUCACACAGCAACCAGGCUCUGGUUGCCACAGUACUCCCACCUGUAAAACAGUCAUCGGUGUUUAACCUCGCACCAUCUAUCUGUGUUGCUAGUUAAUAAAGAGCUUUUGAUAUUAAUGGCUUUUUCCUGGUUAUUAGUACCCAUAGGCCAGAUGAGGACCGUCUAGGACAAAUGAAAAACGUAGAUGAAUUAUAAUACUUGAUACCAAGACAAGGUAUCGAACACUUUGGAAUCUCAACAUUUCAAAGGCAACACAAAACACCUGAUAAGAGCUUGGAGAA
Messenger RNA from Chroicocephalus ridibundus (black-headed gull), 2569 nucleotides. It is a transcript of the gene PPP1R1C, whose product is annotated as protein phosphatase 1 regulatory inhibitor subunit 1C. Gene Ontology annotation, molecular function: protein phosphatase inhibitor activity. The record is from RefSeq and is a predicted model, not a curated record. Gene Ontology annotation, biological process: intracellular signal transduction. Gene Ontology annotation, cellular component: cytoplasm. NCBI's taxonomy places the organism in Eukaryota, Metazoa, Chordata, Aves, Charadriiformes, Laridae.